Molecule: messenger RNA, 663 nt
Organism: Cajanus cajan (pigeon pea)
Lineage: Eukaryota; Viridiplantae; Streptophyta; Magnoliopsida; Fabales; Fabaceae
Gene: OHP
Product: one helix protein
Source: RefSeq, a predicted model, not a curated record
CAGAAAAACAAAAAGGUUAGAUAAGGCGCAGGAACAAGGAAUGGUCGUGGCUUCCAAGUCGCAACCAUAGCCAUGGCUACAUCAUCGACCACAUUGCUAUCAUCACUCAUACCUCGAACUACCCCAUCACUUAACUCUCCAAACCAUCCACAAUUUUUGCUUCAAAAUCGUUCUUUGAAUCGACCCAAUAAGAGAGUUUCAUUUGUUGUCCAAGCAGCAAAGCUCCCUGCUGGUGUGGAAAUUCCAAAAGUGGAGCCUCAAUUUAAGCCUCCAUUUCUUGGAUUCACUAAGACGGCUGAAGUAUGGAACUCUAGAGCUUGCAUGAUUGGGAUCAUUGGAGUUUUCAUUGUAGAGUUUAUAAUAAACAAGGGAAUACUUCAGGUGAUUGGGGUUGAUGUUGGCAAAGGCCUCAAUCUUCCUCUCUGAACAUUCUUUUUGGCUGUGCCCGUAAAGUGUUAUAUAAAGUCAUUUUUAACUUUUUUAUUUAAUGGUUUCAAGAACAAAUUUUCAUAGUGCCGUGUCAUAUGGCAAUCUUUUGUAAUCUAAAAUCGGUCUUGAGGUAAAUUUCUGACAUUCUUGGGUUGGCUCAAGUAAUGGCUAUGAUAUUGUGAAUGCUGUGGUUGAUUGUUUGGUAUAUGGAACUCGAAACUGCUUCUCAAGCUA